UAAAAACAUCACAUUACUUAUGUAAGUGGGUGUUUGUCGUGACUUUGCAAUCUUCCUCCCCGUGUUUGGAGCACAGUUAUUUUGGCUCUCCACAGUCGGGGAACAUUAGUAACACCUUGCAUUAGAUUUCUCAUUUCUGCUGAGCUUGCAUCACCUGUUUACCGAGCGCGUACAGAUGCAUCUGUGAGAACAAAUGUUCAUUUGCAGUGCUGCUGCAGAAGAAAAGUAACCCACAGAGACAGACCUGGGAUCAGGUUACACUUUUCAUGGGGUUAAAAACAAUCAGCAGAACCAUCCAAUCACUGAAGACGUCUCAGCUAUCCUUUCCCGAUCACAGCUUGGGUUGGAUGCCGAUUGUUAACGCCACAUUACCGUUCUCCAAUCCACGACUGGUGUUAGUCCCUUUGGAGCAUUUUUAAAAGCCACUGGCCUCACAGAUGGAGAGCUACAUAGAAGAGGUUUUGUGAAGCUUGAGGUGAGCAGAGACUGCAUGACACUGGAGAUUGUGUUAAGCUUUCCAGCAGUUCCUCUCCACGAUGUCCAACACCACCCUGAGCCCUGCCUCCAGCCUCUUUGAUAACUCCACCACAACCGGUGGCCCCCUCGGACCUCCACCUUGGUACCAGUAUCCGGUCUGUGCCGUUGCCCCUUACGGCUUCAUUUUCUACUUUGGGGUCAAGGUGUUCAACCUGGCCAUCGGGACGCCGUGUAACAUUCUGGUUAUCUGGAAGAUCGUCAGCAAUAAGAGCGACGCGUCCACCUGUGACAUCUUCAUCUUCAACCUGGCCAUCUUGGACGCCUACUUCUGUCUGAUGACGCCGAUAGAGAUGACCAACCGGCUGCUGCUGGGUGACAGUCGCAUUUGGUACGCUCAGAGGUUCGCGUACGGGAUCAAGGAUGUGGCUCCACUCUUUCUCGUUUGUAUCUGCCUGGACCGCUACAUGGCCGUGGUCCACCCUGUAGUGUUCAGCGGAAUCAGAGAUAAUAAAAUCCGGACGGGCAUUUCAGUGGUGGUCUGGGGCCUCAUCCUGGCGUACGGCUUCACCAAGUGCUUCCUCGGAGUCAUGAGCGUCAACGAGGUCUUCAGCGGUGUCAUUCUCUUCUCCUUCGCGGUCAUGGUCUUCUGCAACAUCUCGGUCAUCUGGGUCCUCAGGCGCUCCGUGGCAGGAAAGGAGGAGAUGCACCCGGUGAAGAAGAAGGCCUUGAAGAUGGUGCUGAUCAUCCUCGGCAUCAUCGUGUCCAACUACCUCCCGCCUGUGGCUCUCAUGCCGUUCGUGCCGUACUACACGUUCGUGCAGUUCCGCUGCCAGAUCAGCAUCAGCGUGUUCUCCAUCAUGGAUCUGAGCUGCAGCAUGGAGCCGCUCCUCUACAUCACGAAAAUGGAGCGUGUGGGCGGAGGGUGCUGUGGAGGGAGUGUGACUAAGAAGUCUCAGGAUGUCAAGGUGUGAUCAAGCCUGAUAUUUAAAACUUACUUUACUUUCUAUGGAUGUUUUUCUAAUUCUUACCUUGUAUAACUAAAUAAACACAAUAACUGCAAAUGAACUUUGAAUUAAAAUAACGUCUGCUCUUU
This is a messenger RNA of Notolabrus celidotus (New Zealand spotty), 1570 nucleotides long. Its product is annotated as G-protein coupled receptor 4-like. Gene Ontology annotation, cellular component: membrane. The record is from RefSeq and is a predicted model, not a curated record. Lineage: Eukaryota; Metazoa; Chordata; Actinopteri; Labriformes; Labridae. Gene Ontology annotation, molecular function: G protein-coupled receptor activity. Gene Ontology annotation, biological process: phospholipase C-activating G protein-coupled receptor signaling pathway; positive regulation of Rho protein signal transduction. The coding region runs from base 537 to 1448 and encodes 303 amino acids. The transcript has 4 exons.